This is a messenger RNA of Parnassius mnemosyne (clouded apollo), 1653 nucleotides long. NCBI's taxonomy places the organism in Eukaryota, Metazoa, Arthropoda, Insecta, Lepidoptera, Papilionidae. The record is from the annotation of a GenBank genome assembly.
AUGAAGGUUUACCCUCAAAAUACUUUAAGAGAUCAGAGUCAAAGGACAAGAAAAAGAAAGAAGCGACACAACAAAAAUGACGACGAUGGAAUAUUCCCAUUGCUGGCGACGAGUCUGCGCCAUCAGACUGCGGAGUUUUUUAACAAUUCAACGUUGCAUGGCGUUCGUUACAUUGCAGAAAAAGAACGGCCAUUUUGUGAAAAGUUUAUGUGGUUCAGUUUUACUGCAGUCGGGGCAGUUGCCUCUUGCAUUAUAAUUGUAAGUCUGUGGGAAAAGUUCCAAACAAACCCUACUAUAACAGGCUUAGAUACUGAUUUCCAUAACUGGGAUGUGCCUUUUCCCGCGGUUACGAUUUGUGACGUUGACCCUGUCGAUCAAGAUUUACUGCAGGAAUAUAUUGAGAGAAUAUGGCCUUCAGAAGUACCGGCAAAUGCAAGCGCCAUGUUGCAAUGGCUAGCUACUUUGAGUUAUCGUUCUAUAGCCGAAAACGCGUCCAAAUAUGUGACGCAGCCUGAUCUAGUUGGACGUAGCAUUAACGAUGCUCCUGCGCCGGCUUUGGAUCCAAAAGAAGCUGUUUUAAGUAUCGUCCAGCGUUGUGAUACGUUGUUUUAUGAUUGCGAAUGGAAAGGAGACUCCGAAGAAUGUUGUGAUUUGUUGGUACCGGUAUUCACAGAAAUGGGUUUUUGUUACGCUUUUAAUUCAAAGCACGCGGAGAGAUCAUGGCCAUGGCAAACGCAUACCGAAACUGAACAGUUUACAGAGGCUUACAUUCACGAGACAGAUUCAAAAUGGUCGUUUAUGUUUAAUUCGUUUCGAAAUACUUCGACAGUCGAUAUCUACAUUCAUUCAACAGAAGAAAUGGCGGGAUUAGAGCAAAGCGCCCAACUUUCAUGGGACCAUCGUGUAGAGAAACUUUCAUUCUCAGUUAAGCACACGUACACAACGGCAGACGCAAGGCAAUUGUCGAUUCGACAACGUCGAUGUAUUUUUACCGACGAGGUGCAUUUAGAAACAUCCUCCAUUUAUACUUAUUCAGCGUGCAUGCGACAGUGCCGUAUGCGAAGGAGCCGCUCUUACUGCAAAUGUGUGCCGCAUUUCUAUCCAAAGACAAAAGGCUAUAGACAAUGUACAGUAGCCGAAUUACAAUGCAUUGCGAAGUAUGCAGCAGAGAUUACGGACGUGACGCAAUGCUCCUGUGAGCUUGGUUGUUCGCACACAGUGUACGAAGUGGAAAAACUUACUGAGAUUGACCCAAGCAAAGAACCUACAGCCUCUGACUCAUUGGAGACUGAAUUUGUAUCGUGGCCUAUGGUGCGUUAUAAGCGUGAAGUGCUGUUCGGUUGGGUUGAUUUAUUGGUAUCCUUCGGUGGUAUUGCGGGACUCUUCCUCGGAUUUUCACUUUUGUCUGGAGUGGAGCUAGUGUACUAUUUCACUUUACGAGCGUGUUGCUCGGUUUGGAGGGAUGCUGAUAUGUUACGUCGCGAGCGCGCCGAAAGAUUAUCGCGACCGAAACCACCUUACAACCUUAGCCUUGUACCUUGGUGGAAACAACCUCCAGAGUCUCAAGAAGUUGAACCGAUUAAACUAAAUGUGAAAUAUGUGCAGCCUCCACUAUAUUCUCCACCUCCAGGAUACACAGAUUAUCUACCGUGA